GACCUUGUUUGUCUCUUACAAGCCAAGGCGAAUACCUGCACUACAUGAUAGUAAGUAUCUAUUUAUCUAUUUAUAGUGAAGAUAGGGGAAUCAGCUUAGUGCCUGGUGACUAGCUGUGAUCUAGAUAUCUCAGCCACCUCAGUGGGCUCUUAACCCUUCGGGGAACAACCUUCUGGUUUUCAUUUUGCUUCCUGAUAGGUUUUGUACACUGACCAGCCAGCAAGAACCUUUUGUGCCAUUUGGCACAUUUCUCAUUGUAAAUUGUUAAAUAGGUGGUCUGAAUCAUCUGUCGGUCCUUGGUGAAUCUGGUUAGCAUAUUGUCCCUUUUGUACCUGAUCAACUCUUGAUACAGUGGUAAAACCGAGCAGAGCUGACGGAACCCAAGCUUGGACUGAAGUGACAUCCUGUCUUCAGGUCAGCUCUAUGGCUCUUCCACAUGAUUCAAACGAAACUUCCUAUUUGCUACCUCCAAGCAAGGAGGACUGGGAAAGGCAAGCCAUUCCUGAUUUUGUUUAUGGGCAGAAGGAUCUCGUGGCAGAAGGGGUUCAGUGGCCAAAGAAUGCACCUGGCACUCUGCAUGCUCUGCCUCAGUCUCCCUUCGAUGCUGCACUCUGCUCCGCCUGGAGGCAGCGGGUGGAGCUGGGGCUGUUUCGCUACCGCCUGCGGGAUCUACAGACCCAAAUCCUCCCUGGUGCUGUGGGUUUUGUGGCUCAGCUGAAUGUGGAGCGCGGUGUGCAGAGGAGGCGCCCACAGACCAUCAGGAGUGUGAGGCAGGCAUUUGACCCUGAGCAAUUCAACUUCAAUAAGAUCCGGCCGGGAGAAGUUCUCUUCUGUUUGCGCCGGGAGCCUGAUCUCCCAGGGACGCUCCUGCAAGAAGACAUCCUCGUGGUGAUCAAUGUCAGCCCCCUGGAGUGGGGCCACGUGCUGCUGGUGCCUGAGCCUGCCCGGGGCCUCCCCCAGCGCCUGCUGCGGGGUGCACUGAGGAUGGGGGUCGAGGCUGUGCUGCUGAGCUUACACCCGGGCUUCCGUGUCGGCUUCAACAGCCUGGGAGGCUUGGCUUCGGUGAACCACCUCCACCUGCAUGGCUAUUAUCUGGCCCACAGACUGCCCGUGGAGCAUGCGCCAAGUGCGCCCCUGGAUCCUGGAGGCCAUUUGCAUCUGCUCCAGGGCCUCCCCGCUCCCGGCUUCCUCUUUUACUCUCGGGGGCCAGGGCCUGACUUGGAGGCCUUGAUAAGCAGGGUAUGUCGGGCCACUGAUUAUCUCACUAACCAUGAGAUUGCACAUAACUUGUUUGUGACCCGGGGAGCUCCGCCAGGAAAGACGUCACCUUCCUCAGCCCUCACAGGGGUCCGAGUCAUUCUGUGGGCCCGUAAGUCCAGCUUUGGGAUAAAGGAAGGUGAGGCCUUCAAUGUUGCCCUCUGUGAACUAGCUGGGCACCUCCCUGUCAAAACCUCCCAAGACUUCAGUAGCCUGACAGAGGCAGCGGCUGUGGCCCUCAUUCAGGACUGUCUGCUGCCCCCAGCCCAGGCAGAAGAGGUCCAGGCUGCACUGGUAGCCCUGAUGGCCCAGGAAGAGCAAUAAUACUUCUGGAU
Molecule: messenger RNA, 1592 nt
Organism: Sapajus apella (tufted capuchin)
Lineage: Eukaryota; Metazoa; Chordata; Mammalia; Primates; Cebidae
Gene: GDPGP1
Product: GDP-D-glucose phosphorylase 1
Exons: 2
Coding region: 424-1581 (385 amino acids)
Biological process (GO): glucose metabolic process
Cellular component (GO): cytoplasm
Molecular function (GO): GDP-D-glucose phosphorylase activity
Source: RefSeq, a predicted model, not a curated record